This is a messenger RNA of Alternaria arborescens, 1095 nucleotides long. RefSeq lists its product as hypothetical. The coding region runs from base 1 to 1095 and encodes 364 amino acids. NCBI's taxonomy places the organism in Eukaryota, Fungi, Ascomycota, Dothideomycetes, Pleosporales, Pleosporaceae. The record is from RefSeq and is a predicted model, not a curated record. The transcript has a single exon. Gene Ontology annotation, biological process: spliceosomal complex disassembly. Gene Ontology annotation, cellular component: spliceosomal complex.
AUGGGCGACAACAACAAGGAUCUGGAAGAUCUUGCAAAGUCCACCACUGAGGACUUCUACGAGUUGCUUGGUGUGGCCUUCGAUGCGCCGGAAGCUACGAUCAAGAAGGCUUACCGUAAGGCCUCAAUACGAUACCAUCCCGACAAGAACCCCGACAAUAAAGAUGCCGCCGACCGCUUCAUUUACCUCGGAUGGGCACGCGAUAUCCUCAUCGAUGAGAAACUCAAGGGCGAAUAUGACCGUGCGCGUACUAGGCGACGGGAGAAGGCGCUGCAGGAUGAGCUAUUGGAUGGCCGGCGGCGCAAGAUGAAGGAUGACUUGGAGAGAAGAGAACGAGAGGUGCCCAACCUGAAGAGGAAGAGGGCAGAACAGAUGAACGAGGCAGAGAGGAGGGAGCAAGAGAUACAAAGACUAGCCGAAGAUGGUAAGAGGCGGAGAAAGGAACUCCAGGAACGUAGAGAAAGGGAACGCAAAGAAGAGGCUGAGGCGAGCUUCAUGGAUGUCGAAAAGAGCCCCGAGCCGCAAGCGCCCAAGCCCGGAGAGUCGGCCGAGAUCGAUCGCACAGUCAAAGUCCAGUUCCAGCGAGAAGGCGAGACUGCAGCUUGGGACAAGGAUAAGAUAUCGAGCAUGUUUGCGAAAUACGGCAAGAUUGACAUUGUAAUCAUGGGCAAAGACAAGAAGAUUCGACCUUCAGGAGAAAAGCAUCGCAAGACCAUCGCUAUUGUGUUCAUCACGUACACGCGUCUUGACCAUGCGCAUGCCGCUGUCUUGGACGGGAAGUCCGACUACCCGUCAUUGGAAUCUAUAUCUUGGGUGAAUGGCGAACCUGACCUCAAAUCGCAAACCACCAAUGAUGUGCCACCAGCACCGUCAACGCCCCUAUCCACGCCGAAGAGCAAGUCUUUCAGAACAUCGUUCGGACCUGGUAUAGGGAAGGGUGUAGGAGGCACGCCAUCAGGAACACCAAAAUUUUCUUUUAGUCCGAAGACGCCAAGCUUAGAAGAGAUCACCAUGAUGAGAUUGAGGCAAGCAGAAAAGAAACGAUUGGAGGAGCAGAUACGCAAGCAGGAGGCUGCUGAGGAAGCCGCACUAUGA